AUGGAUUCGAAGAUUGGUAUCCCAGUAGAUACUUCAAUCGUCCAAGUACCUAGUAUCAGUGGAUCAGCUCCUGGAGCUAGUGGAACCGUCGGUGGUUACGAUAUAGGAGCUUUGGGUGACCCGGCACAAAGUGAAGUUGGUGCCGGACCCGCAGGUGGACCAGCUGCUGAAUUUGGUGGACCAGGCGUGAGUGGAGUCAGUGGGGGAGCAGCAGGUGCAGUCAGUCCAGGUGUAGUUGGAGAACAAGGAUUGUCAGGAAUAGGGCCAGAAGCCAGUGGUUCAUCUCAACUAGAAGGUGGAGUUGGAGUUUCUUCCCCAGGGUAUGCUACACUAGAAUACGGGCAGCCAUCAGGAGGGGUUGGUAUUUCUUCCCCCGGAUUCGCACCUGUAGAUGGAGCGCAACAGGCAGGAGGUAUUCCAUCAGUUGGUGAAGCAGCGGCUCCAUCAACGGUUGACAUAAGCGGUGUCACCAGUUUGGGUGGAUUGGAUGCAGCGGGAACUGUUGGUGGUGUUUCAACCGGAAGUGUUGCAGGAUCUGGCCCUGGAGUAACGAUUGAUGGAUUAACUGGAGUUGUCGGGGUUGAUCAAGCAGGUGGUGGAGGGUAUUCCAUUUCUGGAGGAGCUGCAGCCCCUGGAGUUGGCGUUGGUGACCUAAGUGGUGGAAGUAUAGUCGGAGGUGUUGUUACAGCAGGAGGAGUAGAUGCGGUUGGAGUUCCUAGCGGAGUUUCCACAAGUUCUGUUACCGGUCAAGAUGCAGGAGCUGCAGUGACUUCGACUGGCGCAGGAAUCACUAUAACCGCUCAAGGAAUCGAAGCUGCCUUGGCCCAGUCAUCUGGUGGAACAUUUGGUGGAUAUGGGCUAACUGGUGGACAAGUAAGCCCCAGUGCGGGUGGUGUUAGUGGAAUCGAAGCAAUUGAAGCUGGCAUUCCUCCCAUUGUUGGAGGUGAUAUUGGUGUUAGUGUAAUUCCUGGUGAUGCUGGAACAACUCUUACAGGCGGCGUUGCUGGGUCAGGGGACUUAUAUACAGGUAUAACUCAAGGCGGCGCGAAUGGUGCGGUGGGAGCUGUAGGUGCAGUGGGAAUUGAAGCCGCAGGAGGAGUUGGAGGUGCAGCUGACCCAAGCACUGGAUCUGUUCAAAUAGGACUUGAUUUGCCAGCUGGAGACGUUGGAUUAAUAAGCGGUUCUGUGGACAGUCACCUGAUGGCGCUUAUCGUGAGUGGUGCUGAUCCUGGAACUGCUGAUACUGCUACCUGGAAUAUCUGA
This is a messenger RNA of Hermetia illucens (black soldier fly), 1263 nucleotides long. RefSeq lists its product as uncharacterized. The transcript is spliced from 3 exons. Lineage: Eukaryota; Metazoa; Arthropoda; Insecta; Diptera; Stratiomyidae. The coding region runs from base 1 to 1263 and encodes 420 amino acids. The record is from RefSeq and is a predicted model, not a curated record.